AGUCUCGUGCAUUGUGCCAGCACAGUGUCAAACAUGGCGGCGCGCAUCAUUGCCCGGUGUGUCCGGUCACUGAACCAACGUUCAGUAUUUAUUAACCGUGUCAAUAAUGCUGCGAUAUUAACAGCAGCUCCGCUCACUCACAGCCGAACAUUCUCACAGCUGACUUAUGGACACAAGUCUUUGCUGACGCAGAUCUCUGCCAGUUCGCUUCAGGUCUCUCAGUGGAGGCAUUAUGGUGAUUUGCCCCCAUUAACGCUAGAGACUAUCCGUGACCGUGUUCUCUAUGUGCUGAAGCUGUAUGACAAGAUCAACCCUGAGAAGCUUCAGGCUACAUCUCACUUCAUGAAGGACUUGGGAUUGGACAGUUUAGACCAGGUGGAGAUCAUCAUGGCCAUGGAAGAUGAAUUUGGUUUUGAGAUUCCUGAUGCUGAAGCAGAAAAGUUGAUGACACCACAAGAGAUUGUUCAGUACAUCGCAGACAAGAAGGAUGUCUAUGAAUGAGAAUGACGAAUUAUUGUAAAGAGAAUUCUGUCACAUGAACAAGUCCAUGGAGGUUUUGACAAACUCUUCUUUUUUGCCUGUUUUCUUUUUAUAUUUAGAUAAAUCUUAAAAAUCUGUCUUCAUAAUUUUUUUUUUGGUUGCUUGUGAUUUUCAGGUCUACAUCUUUCUCUGCUAGGUGCAUGCACAAGCGUCUUAUUCAGACUUUAAGAGUGUGAAAAUAUUGUGAAUAUUCAUAUGAAUACUACAGUAAUAAAGACAUUAAAUCAC
Molecule: messenger RNA, 768 nt
Organism: Myxocyprinus asiaticus (Chinese sucker)
Lineage: Eukaryota; Metazoa; Chordata; Actinopteri; Cypriniformes; Catostomidae
Gene: ndufab1a
Product: NADH:ubiquinone oxidoreductase subunit AB1a
Exons: 5
Coding region: 34-501 (155 amino acids)
Biological process (GO): fatty acid biosynthetic process
Cellular component (GO): mitochondrion
Molecular function (GO): acyl carrier activity; acyl binding
Source: RefSeq, a predicted model, not a curated record